CGCGCAAAGUGCACUAUCGUUUAGUGAUCAUCCGCGCUCUCGUCUAGUUUUUCCGUGUCGCCCGAACAAUCACAACUCAGUCAUGGAGGGUUUCCUUCACCACAUGGCGCCUCAGUUCCUGCACCCAGCGCUGCAGAGCUUCGGCUGUGGUGCCUUCAGGCCCAUCGGCGCUGCAUUUCAUCCGUUAUACCCGGGCAAGGCGUUUGCAAGACAUCUGGGCGAACAGUACGCUCUUGGGCAUACCGUCGGACAAGCUCUAAGGAGUGUUCGCGACGAGACUGGCACUCCGCCGCUGUACCGACACAGCUACGUAGCGCGCGACGAUACGAGCUCCCCCGGCUCGGCCGCCUCCGCCUCCCCGCGCCCUUCGAAGGAUGACGAGCCCCCAGCCAGUGCCCCAUGCACUGACUCACACGACUUCUUUUCCCCUGACGGUGAGCGUAAGACAUCUUGCGGCGUAUGCGGCGCACGGCUGGGGCCCGGCGUCGCGCAAGCUCACUUCCUGCAGGAGCUGCAGCACCUGUACAGCCUAAGUGCUCUCCCGAGGGAUGCCGCCGUGCCUUCCACCCAUUCAUUACAUCACCAGGAUGAAGAUGCUCGCUGGGAGACAUAUCAGCGUAUCCGCGCGAACCGUCAGCGUCGUCUAAAGUUGCGCACACGCAAGCGUCACCACACGGUGGAGAGCAUGCUCGGCUAUGAGCUGGAAGAGGAGCGGCGUGAGGAGCGGCCGCGGGAGCCGCGUUACGACGCUGAGGAUGAGCCGGUAGACGUCGAGGGUGACUCCCUCGGCUGGCCAGAAGCCGCCAUCAGUGUCGACGAUAAAGAUCAGCGAAACGAUGGAGAAAAGCUACACAUGAGCUAUACCGAGGACUUGGAGAUAUCGAGCACCAACGAUGCGAUGCAAUCGCCUGAACGCGUGAGGAUUGAGACUCCAAAGCCGCUACCGCUGGAGUGCAGCAAGGGCGAGCCAGCUGAGCGGCCGGCGGAAGUGUCGACAUCGGAGUGGGCGCCGGCAGACUGGCCUGCCUUGCAGGAUCCGUACCUCCACGCCAGGCACAAGCCCGAAGGAGAGAAUCUACCCUCUUCCACAGACACCCGGAACUAAACACAACACUAUCAAAAAUAACAACUCACCAACAAGAUAUACCAACUUAACAAAACGAAAAAACAUUCAAUAUCCACUCAUCAUUAGAUAACAACUCACCAACUCGAAAUACCAACUCAAAAACAUCGGAUUAGUUAGAUCGGAGUUAUGGUGGGUUUCCCUGCUACGUUUAACUAAUCAUUAGUGUUUUUGGUUCGAUAAAUUCAUGAAAUGCAUUUCCGAACUUCGGUAGCUUGAGUUUUACUCCGAUGAAACUAAUAAUAAUCGCUAGGUAAUGGCAAAAUAAGUGGAAACUUCAGAAACCUAGCAUUAGUAUGCACCUGUUCCAAAUCAAAAAUCAACAAGUUAAAUCUUUCAUAGUUUAAUAUUUCCCAUGAAAUAUUGAUAAAAAAAUUUAGAUCCACCAUCGUUUUGAAGUCGGUUGA
Molecule: messenger RNA, 1530 nt
Organism: Papilio polytes (common Mormon)
Lineage: Eukaryota; Metazoa; Arthropoda; Insecta; Lepidoptera; Papilionidae
Gene: tey
Exons: 7
Coding region: 83-1105 (340 amino acids)
Source: RefSeq, a predicted model, not a curated record